Messenger RNA from Mycena indigotica, 1569 nucleotides. Its product is annotated as CAP-Gly domain-containing protein. The coding region runs from base 1 to 1569 and encodes 522 amino acids. Lineage: Eukaryota; Fungi; Basidiomycota; Agaricomycetes; Agaricales; Mycenaceae. The record is from RefSeq and is a predicted model, not a curated record. The transcript has 9 exons. Gene Ontology annotation, molecular function: protein binding.
AUGGUUUCGACAGGAACGCGUCUCCGACUGGCAGAGCAUACUGGAACAAUCCGAUACGCUGGCCCUGUAGAUGGAACUACUGGAUCUUGGCUUGGAAUUGAAUGGGACGACCCGACCCGCGGAAAGCACGACGGUGUGAAGGACGGCAAACGGUAUUUUACGUGCAGAAUCCCUAAUUCAGGCUCGUUUAUACGACCCACAUCUAAGGAAAUCAUCUAUGGCUCUUCGUUUCUACCAGCUCUUCAUGCCAAAUAUGUCGAACAACUCCAGGGACCACAAGAAUCUGUUCUCCUGGGUUCGUCAAAUGGCGCCAUCCAAGUAGAAGCGGUCGAUCUCGAUAAAAUCCGUGCCAAGUUUGCCAACCUCGGCAAACUUCGUGAAGUCAGUCUGGAUACCGACUUUGUGUCACGAUACGACGGCCCUGAGGGUAGUAUUCGUGCGACAUGUCCCAAUGUACGUGGCUUGGACUUGUCCACGAGCCUUUUCUCCGACUGGGAGCCUAUUGUUGCCAUUUGUGCGGAACUGCCGUAUCUUGAACGCCUAUCUCUCAAUCGCACACGGUUGACACUGGCAAAAGAUGGUCUUACUUCAGGCUCGUUUGCAAACCUGAUAGAGUUGCGGCUUAACGCGGCGCUCGCAACAUGGGACGACAUCCGGCGAAUCACCAGCGCCAUGCCGGCAUUGAAAACAAUCGAAGUCGGGCACAACCGCAUUCACCAACUUGCCGGUUCCCUACAAGGAUCCACGCUGGAAUCCAUCAAUCUCGACAGCAACGGCCUGCACGACUGGAACGAAAUUUGUACCACCCUUAUGACAUGUUCAUCGCUAGAUCGUGUUGUCCUUGCCUCCAACCUGAUCACGACAAUCCCCUUGCCUCCGCGGGGACUAACGCUGGGUGUGCGACACCUCUCACUAUCGCAUAACCGCAUAGCGACCUGGCGCGAUGUCGACUCACUUUCCCUAUGGUGUCCCAGUCUACAAACCCUUACGAUGCUCGGGAACCCGCUCUUCGACGAUCCCGAGCAUGCCCGGUCGGCCCGGCAAAUGACGAUUGCGCGGAUCCCGUCUCUUCAGGCUCUAGAUGCCGGCGCGAUUUCCUCCAAGGAACGCAUAGACUCUGAACUGUUUUACCUUUCCCACAUUGCUCUGCAUGGUCCACAGUCUCUGGAAGCCCGCGUCGCUGCCCACCCACGCUGGACCGCUCUAUGCGAAAAGCAUGGCCGGCCGGAUGAACCGGAAAUCACUGGCCACCAUCAAGAUACGCUUAGCCGACGAUUAAUCGAGCUCAACAUAUUCCACUCUAUGACAGAGCCUCCGGUCAGCGCCGAGGGGCUAACAGACCGCAUCACGCUGCGGGCGCUGCCAACAAUGACUCUCCAUGCGCUCCGCCUCAAGCUCUGCAAAACAGCGAAACGGAGGCCAGGAAACACCGCUGUUGACAUCUGGCUCCAAAUGAACGACAGUGAAAACUCUUAUGCCAUCUUGGCCGAAGACCGCGACACCCAGGACUUGGCAUGGUUGGGCAUAGAAUCAGGAUCUAAUAUCGUGUUUGCACUACAUGACAUGUAA